AUGAGGCCAGUCGCUUGCUCUACUGUGACUGUGACGAAAUGCCAAGCUGCUCUGAAGACCCUGCAGGCGUUCCCGUUCUUUAAGCCGACCUGCCUCUGUCGAGAGCCAAACGUGGACCCCGAGUAAAAAGACCCGUACCCAGUUGAGACCUUGCCGACCUGCACCUAUGCUCUGAGUGUCUGCCACAACGAGAAGGCCUGCUCUCUACUAUUCGACCGCUUCAAGAACGCAUGUAAGACCCGCGAGGGAGAAUGCCGCAUGGAAGAUAGGGAUGCUUGUCGCGAGGCAUGGGCUGGUCUCCGUAUGUCGCCGUUGUUCGGUUGCAUUUGCCCUAACACCCACAUGAAGAAACGUUGCGACCGCAUCUUCGCUCUGGUCAAUCACAAUCCGUGCGUCGCGGCAACAUGGGGCGAGUGCCCACCGGCUGUCCGCGCGUUGUUCGAGCCGCCCCGGCGGGCGCCCGUCCGCGCGCCUCCUCUCACCCGUUACGCUGCGCCCGACGGUACCAUCUUGCUGCUCACCGAGAAUGGCACCAGACUGAUGACUCGUGCCGCCGCCGCCAGCCUCCUGCGCGCUGCCCUCCUCUCCCCGCGACCCCCUCGGCCCCGCCACGGUGAGCCGCGCCGCGCCAACUCUUCUCUCUCUUUCUCUAUGUGUCUCUGUCGGAUUCCGUCGCCUAUAGCACUGCACGCUUCGCACAGCUUCGUAAGGAUAUUUUUUAUCGAUGUGUUCGAUCGAUCGGCCGGCGCGAUCAUCUUGUCUCGUCGCUCUGGCUCGGUCGUCGAGCAAUCAGAAGCUAAGCGAUUCCAUGGAUGCAAUUCCAGUAAAGCUGAUGCUCGACGGACGCACGGCGAACCGAACUGGCACCUCUGUGACCUCCUGGAUCGGCGCUUGGACACACAUUUAACACUAAAACUAAUAUGCUCCCAAAAACCUGCAGAGAGGAUUGGGAAAGAAAACGGUAGAUCAGAUGAUGAGAAGGUGGCGUUGCAGUCCACCUGCCACGUAGCUCUCGACUCGUGCAUCAAAGAUGGAGAGUGUAUGACGUCAUUGACGCCGGUCCUCCAGAAGUGUCACGCUAUGGAGUGCGACAGAGAGGGAUGUAUGGCGGCUCUACGUGGCUUCUAUAGGAAGCCAGGUGUGCACUGGAAUACGGAGAUUGCUUUCUGCCUUUGCAAAAAAACUGAUAACCGCGAAGACUCUUGCAUGAACGCUCAGGAGCGACUGCAUCCGUCGUGUGCCCAACGUCCACCUGUGGGUUCUCCUCUACCAGCUUGUCAUACUCUAGCCCAUGCUUGUCGCGAAGAUGCAGAAUGCAGAUAUCGUGAUUUUGGUUUUGCAGUAAUUGAAAUCAUUAGCCAUCCGUUGAGGUUGCCCGGGAAUUGCCCGGGUCGCAUUAGUUUGUUUCAGGUACUUUUGUCAGCCUUCGCCGUAAUGGCCAUCACGCAAAGUCCAAUGGUGAAGAACUAUGAACAAUGGUGUGCUGUAGACGCUGUGACUCAGGGCUGCGCUGGAUCGCCAGCGGCUUGCCGUUCCGCGGUCGUAGCUGUGCUCGGCACUCAGCUGCGAGCGGCGUGCGCAUGCCGCGGCACCGACUUUGCUCAGCUGUACGACUGCCUCGGCUGGCAACGACUACUGUGGCUGAAUCCUUGCGUCGGUAAGUUUUGUGUUUCUGAAGAAAUAGGACAGAAGACCUGGCUAUGGCCCCUGCCGCCUUUUUGGCCAUAUGUCACUGCAAUGCGUUCUAACGCACAGGCAAAUUAUUUUACCGUUAACAGUUUUUUAAAUGUUGUAAUAUGGCAAAAAUAAUAUGUUUGACAGCAAUGUUGAAUCAAAAUACAUUUCCUCGUAAUUCUUGAAAUGGCCAGAACCAGGCAUAAUCUUGAAAUAAUAAUCUAAAAAUAAAACCGGGUCAUCUACCCAAAAAGCAAUGUUGAGCAAUAGAUGUACCAUUAGAGUUGUGUCCUACAAGUGAAAAUAUAGGUUACUGUUAUAUGUUCGAAAAAUAUGUAUAAUUUUGACUUAUAAAAUUUAACAGAAUAAAUUUUAUGACGUUGAUUUGGAAAAUAUUACGUUUUGAAAACUUGAAAAAAGUGGAGAAAAUACAUUAAAAAAUUUGCUUAAAUACAUUAUGGCACUAUUUUUUUUACAUAAAACAUAAAAACUUUAAUUAUUACAGCUAUAAACAUAAACACACAAAUAAAGAUAUUGCCCAGACACCCAUUCUUUCUUCUCUACCGCACCGUGUGACGUCACUUAGUGACUUGAAUUUGCAGGAAGCGUUUUCGGCCGAUAUAGCAGUAGUUCCACAAUUAUAGCACCAUAUCUCAGUAACUUCUAAUCGCAGGCUUGCUGUUCUACAUUAUUUCUCAGAUAUUAAUAGGCUGUUUAUUUAUGAAAUAAAACUAUUCGCCAUCAGCUUACGGGGAAAGAGGAGAAGGAAGGUACAAUUCCCCACCUCUGACUACGAGCAGAAUAGUGGAAUCUCAAAGUGAUUACCACGUGAAGACCUACGGAUCGUUGUUGACCACCACGGCAAUAGAGACCAUCAACUACAUGACCGUCCCACCAGAGCCUGCGAUUGAUAACCGAGAACCCCCUAGCCCUAUCACGACCCAGUCAGAACAAACGGCGGUACCGAAAAUCGAACAGAUCUCUGAGCCGGUGAUUGAGACGACCACCCGUACGACCACUUCGGCAACCACGACUAAGACCACCGCAACCACGACUACCACCACGACCACAACGACCACGACCAGACCAACGACCACGCUAGAGCCAGCGAAGUACUGUAUCGUGAAGAAGCCAGAGAGUGACGAUCAGGCGCAGUAUAUCAAAAUGGGAGAAACGAGACGGGUAAGCAAAACUACAAAAAUACGAGGAUGGUUUGAAAAGUUCUCGGCCUGACCGAGAUUUGGGGGUAGUGUGUAAACUAAUUUAUUGUCAUUCGACAGCUCGAUUCAGAUGAGCCUUGAAGCAGGCGCUACCAACGAGAAAAUAUCAGACCAGAUGUAUGUCAUGUAG
This is a messenger RNA of Diatraea saccharalis (sugarcane borer), 3024 nucleotides long. The record is from the annotation of a GenBank genome assembly. Lineage: Eukaryota; Metazoa; Arthropoda; Insecta; Lepidoptera; Crambidae.